This is a messenger RNA of Anolis carolinensis (green anole), 4805 nucleotides long. It is a transcript of the gene ankrd6, whose product is annotated as ankyrin repeat domain 6. The coding region runs from base 644 to 3082 and encodes 812 amino acids. The record is from RefSeq and is a predicted model, not a curated record. The transcript is spliced from 17 exons. NCBI's taxonomy places the organism in Eukaryota, Metazoa, Chordata, Lepidosauria, Squamata, Anolidae. Gene Ontology annotation, biological process: positive regulation of JNK cascade; negative regulation of canonical Wnt signaling pathway. Gene Ontology annotation, molecular function: protein binding. Gene Ontology annotation, cellular component: nucleus; cytoplasm.
CAAUGAAGGGAUCUGGUGCCUGAGUGCGCAAACCAAGUCAGUUUCAUGAUAUGGUUGAGCAGUUGUGAGGCUACAGGUGGAAGGAACUGAGACGCGGAUAAUUGAUGGAUACCUGCUUGGGUUUGGAGGCUGUACUUUUAGAGGGGGAGGACAGCAAUAAGGGAGGAGGAGGCACAAUGCUUCUAUCUAUUGCUGGAAAGGCUGUGAAGGGGGAGCCAGCUCACAAGUGAGCAUCUUGGAGCCACCGGAGGAAAGAAGACGGGCGGUCUCUGAACAGCACAGUGUCUCCGCUCAUCGUUUCACACAUUCGCUGUGCUGUGGAGUUAGAAAUGUAGUACCAUUUGCCUGCUGCAUUAUGAUAGUUACCCUUCUGGAAACAUGUGCGGAAGAUGGCAUAGCAACGGAUCCCACCUUCCGCCACCAAACUGGAGCCCCCCUGCGCACCGCAGCCGGACCAAUGUGACGCUCUUUGUUUGGGGCUGAAGGAGCCGGUCCACCGCUUACCCCAUUCUCUCCUAAUUCAUGAGCCAGCAGGAUGUGGUCGCCGUGCUUUCAGAACGCCUUCUCAUAGCCGCGUACAAAGGGCAAGUGGAUAAUGUUGUGCAGCUGAUCAACAAGGGUGCCAAGGUAGCCGUUACCAAGCAUGGGCGGACACCUCUCCAUCUCGCGGCUUACAAGGGCCAUCUCCAUGUUGUCCAGAUUUUGCUCAAAGCAAACUGUGAUGUGGAUCUUCAGGAUGAUCCCUUAUUGGAAUCCUGAUGCCAUCUCUGAUUGGUCAAUGAGUGCUCACACAGCACAUACCUCAGAAAUAGUCAAGGGAACUGUGGCCCUGGUAAAAGAAGUCAAGGAAGAGAAAAAUAAGAAAAAGCAGAGGAGAAAGGCUAGAAAGGAUCCUAGAAGAUUGCAAAGAGAGAAGGAGGGUGAUCAAACAGCUUUGCAUCGAGCUACAGUUGUAGGGAACACAGAUGUAAUAACCACUCUUAUCCAUGAAGGAUGCUCUUUAGACAGACAAGACAAGGAUGGGAAUACAGCUCUUCAUGAAGCCUCUUGGCAUGGUUUCAGUCAGUCGGCCAAACUCCUUGUUAAAGCAGGAGCCAAUGUUCUGGCCAGAAACAAGGCAGGUAACACGCCACUGCACUUGGCUUGCCAAAACAGUCAUUCGGAAAGUGUUCGAGUCCUACUGCUUGGAGGUUCCCGGGUUGAUAUCAAAAACAAUGCAGGAGAUACCUGUUUGCAUGUCGCAGCUCGUUACAAUCACUUACCCAUCAUUAGGCUACUCCUCAGUGCUUUCUGUUCAGUCCAUGAAAAAAACCAGGUUGGCGAUACAGCACUCCAUGUAGCUGCUGCGCUAAACCAUAAGAAGGUAGUCAAACUGCUGUUGGAGGCAGGAGCUGAUGGGACAGUAGUUAACAAUGCUGGUCAGACCCCGCUUGAAGUUGCACGUGAACACAACAAUGCUGAAGUGGCCCUUUUGCUCACAAAGGCCCCGCAGGUGUCACGCUUUAAUCGUGGAAGAAGCUUGAGGAAGAAGAGGGAGAGACUCAAAGAAGAGAGACGUGCUCAGUCUGUACCAAGAGAUGAAGUGGUACAAAGCAAGGGCAGUGCCUCGGCUGCUGAUGACACCAACAGCAGUGAUCCAGCCCCUCAAGGGAGAAAUAACUUGAAAGAUGACUCCCAGCUGCCUUUGUCCGAGCUCCGAGGGAGGAAGAGCAAAAAGAAGAAACCAAGGGAAAAGGUUUCAGCACUCUCUGACCCCACAUCCCCAGCUGACCAGCAGAUGCCUUCUGGCCCACACCAGAACUUGCCAAAACGUAGGAGCAAGCACCGCUGCUCAUCUCCACCGCCACCCCAUGAAUUCAGAGCAUAUCAGCUGUAUACACUUUAUCGUGGGAAGGAUGGGAAAAUCAUGCAGGCACCAAUAAAUGGAUGUCGUUGUGAACCGCUGAUAAAUAAAGUAGAGAACCAACUGGCAGCUGCUGUGGAAGAAAUCAAAGCUGAGUUUGUAUCAGUACAGGAUAAGAUGAAUAGCAAACUAGGACAGAUGGAAAACAAAACACAACACCAGCUCCGCGUUUUAGACAAAUUAAUGGCGGAGAGGCUGUCAGCAGAAAGAACAGAGUGCCUUCAUCGCCUUCAGGAGCACACGGAGCUGGAAAAAGCUGAAGGGGAGAAACGCCAGUUGUCUUUGGUGGGGGAACUGAAAGCCUGGUGCCUGUUAAAACUUCAGAAUCUAGAACUGAAGCUUUCUGGAGAUUCCAGAUCUUCAAGGCCCAAGUCAACUCUGUCCACCUGUGAAUCACUCACCGAGACUUUGGAUACCGAAAACCUUCCUAGUACAAAAGACUGCAAAGCUAGCCAACCUCACCUGCAGUGUGAUGGGUCCCAGCAGCAUUCCUGCCUUGCUCUCCAGAACCCUCUGCCUGAAGACCCUGGGAGGGGAAGGCUGCCAGCCACAGAACAGAGCUAUGGGAAGCAAUAUUUUGUUGCUCAUCAACCCACCACCUCAGGAACUGAGCAACAGUUAGUUGGUGCUGCUCCACCUCCUUCUGGAGCUUCUCCGCAAGUCGUCCGACCAAAGGACAAAGCAGGAUUAAGCAGGUUGCAACAAGAACUGCCACCGCCAGAAUACUCAGGUUCCAGAUUAAGGCAUGUCAAGGUACAAACUGCUGCACAGGCCUUCGCCGACUUUGCCAAGGCAGAGUUGCAAUCUGGCUGCUUGAUAGAUAAAGGGACUCAAACAAAGAAGGGGACCAGAAAUGGCCAGUUGAAGCACAGAGCCCACCAACAUGGAGGGACUCACCUUGGGCAGCCCUUGCCAACCCAUCCUGCACCACCUUCUGCCUCAGGGGGCAAUGAGCCCAGCCCAAAGCUUGCAGGCACCUCUCAGGCCCUGGAAAUCACUCAGUACUUCUUUGAGGCGGUGUCCGGUCAGAUGGAGAAGUGGUACGAGAGGAAGAUUGAGGAAGCGCGGAGUCAAGCUGAUCAGAAAGCCCAAGAAGACAAAGCAGCCCUCAAAGAACAUAUAAAAGGUUUAGAAGAAGAACUGUAUAAACUGAGGACUAAGUUGCAGAAAGACAAGUAGCCUUGGUUCUUGUUCCUGCAAAGACUCUGGGAGGACUGCAAUUUUUCACAAACAGCAAUUAAGCUAAUUUGGGGAGGGAUGGAAUGGGGAGAGAUGGGAGGAUUACGCUGCACCAUGUUUCAAUGGUCUGUGGCCUUCCAAGAUGGUGAAGACUGUAUUUGGAAUCUAGAUCUCUUUUCUAAAAUUAGCACUUCUUUUCUGUUGGGUCGGCAAUGAAUGUGUAACCACCAUGGUUAUGUAUGCAGUGACUUGUAAACAUCCCACUUACUAGGCACCAGCCACUGUGAUUAACAAGGUCUGUUCCCCUGUGGCUUAGGAUUGUUUCCACUCCUUGACAUAAGCAAUCUCCGUUGUGACAAAGAGAAAUGAGAUACCUGCCACAAUUCCCCCCUUGCUCCAUGAUACCAUGCAUAAAUAGAAACCUCCAUCUUCUGCUUCUGAAUUGACAGGGGAACAGAUCCCUGUCGAUUGCAGCAGCUACUGCCUGGUAACUGAGGGUUGGGGUUUUUUCGUGAUCCCUACAUAUUACAUCAGGGAAUAUGUUCAGAUCAUGAAUAUGAAACAGUCACAAAUGUGUAACUGUAGAUUACACAUUCAUAACUGCCCAAGUGAAUUUCAGACAUGUUUAUUUUAUCAUCCUAUAGCGUGCCAGAUGUGAUAGCAAUUCUGUGUAGGAUGUCCUUGCGUGACCUACUUCUGCCCAUGAUAGUUCUAAGGAUUAGUAACACAGUAACACCCCUUUCCUCCCAUCUAAUGCCUGUGCCAUUUUAUAAAUAUUUUUGAAGUUUUAUUUAAUCUUUUUUUAAAAAAAGCUGUGCAUUCCCUUGUUAAGCCACUUAAUUUCUGGAGUGCUCAUGUAUCCUCUUGCAAAUUAAAAGUAGUAAGUGGCCAAACCUAGCUAGACUACCUCUGUCCAAGCCUACACUGCCAUUUAGUGACUCCUUUGUGCUUCUCUACCUUGAUCCAGCUAGGGCUAUAUGGGUGCGGAAACUGGCUCUUCUGCACAUAUCAUUGUCUGUAAUAGGCUGGAAGUGGUUCCCAACCUCAAGCCACCCGUUUGUGCAGCCAACAUGAUUCUCUAUCAAGACACAAUCUUGUUGUUGAAUCUAUCGCAACAAUUGGCUGUAAAUAGCAUAGCUGGCAUCCUGCAUUGCAGUGAUGGAUCUGUAGCUACAAUACAAAUUACUCACUGAAUCCUCCCUUAAACUACAGGAGCCACUCUGAGCAGUGCAGGUCCAUAGAAGUCAAAUUGGUGCUUCAAAAAGAUGCAGUAGCUCCUUCCUGUCCUUGAACUGAACUUCUCAUUGUAUUGUUGGCCAGGGUGGGAUGGAGCUCUUUGCACCAUCCUGAUAUGCCCCCCUCAACCAUGCCACAGACGGAUGCUCAGAGCAGCUUAUUGGAGUUUAAAUGGGAUUUAAGGAAUUGAAUCCUUAGGUCAUUUGCAGCUAUGUUUACAUAACUGGAAUUGCAAUGUAAGACACCAGCCCAUGAUUUUAAAUAGUAAAGAUCAGAUGAUCUGUGGGCUGGAUUCAGUGCCUAAAGCACUCCUACAUCAACCACAAUAUCCUUACUAAAAAUUUGGCUAAGUCAUCAUUACAGGUUUGCCUGUUUCACAGUAAAGGGAAAAAAUAAAAUGUUUUCCAGUUGUACAAAACUCUUUACCACUGCUUUAAUUCCUUGUCUCUUUUCUGUUUGCUAAUACAUAAAUGUGUGUUUCUAUCUA